AUGGAUGCGCCUUCAUCCUCAUCGUCGAUAAAGCGAGAACUCGAAUUGGGUGGUUCCACAAGCAGCCCUUCUUCCUCAAAGAAACGUCAAUCUUCUGAAGCACCAUUGAAAUCGACCACACUAAAGCGAAACAAGUUGGAUUCUGAGGAGCAGUUAAAUGAGCCCGCUGAACAGGAGGCACUGGUGGACGAGGUAGAAACUUUCGGAGAAGAUCCUGAGGAAGACCCCGAUGAAGAGGUAGAAUUCAUUGCCGAUGGCGAUGUACUGGAAGAUGAGGCGGUUCUUGCCCAAGUCCUUGGUGUGGAUGUUGCUUCCACUUCGGCGGGACCUAUUACCGCGGAACAACAGGAAGAGACUAAUCGAGCGGAGGAUAGGAAAUUGCUCGCUCUCAUGGCACAUUUCAACGAAGACCAGUUGAGUAGAUUCGAAGCGUUUCGAAGGGCGACUUUUACCAAAUCGGCUGUCAGUCGGAUCAUUUCAUCUGUCUCUCAAACCGCCUUUUCUCCUAAUGUCGUCAUUGCAAUGUCCGGCAUCACUAAGGUUUUUGUUGGCGAGUUGGUUGAAGAAGCUCUGGACUACAAGCAACAGCUUAAGGAGACUGGACCCCUCCUCCCCAAACACAUCCGAGUGGCCUACGAUCGACUACGAAUGAAGGAUCGCACUUCACGACCCAAUCGUCACUUCAAGGCGUUUUAA
Rodentolepis nana is the source of this 696-nucleotide messenger RNA. The record is from the annotation of a GenBank genome assembly. Lineage: Eukaryota; Metazoa; Platyhelminthes; Cestoda; Cyclophyllidea; Hymenolepididae.